AUGGCCAAAAAGGGGAAAUCCUCAAAGUCAACACCAGAGCCAACUCAAACUCUGGCUUCGACAAAUACAAAGUCGAAAAAAAAGAAAGACGUGACACCAACACCAUCAACUACUGCAACACAAGCAACAACACCAAAACCACAAAGAGGAUUGGCAAUUGGGGACAAUUUUGGAUGGACCGGUAAACUUCCUGUUACUUUGCUUAAUGAGCAUUGCCAGAAACAAAAAUGGGGCAAAUGCCAAUACGACAUGAGCAAGAAAGCAAAAGGGUUUGUUGGUAUAGUUACCUUAACUUGGGAAAAUCCUAAAACUAAAGAGUUGAUACCGAUCAAGUUCUACCCUAACUAUAGUCCAAAAGAGACCACCAAUGAAGCGAGACACAUGGUUGCCACUUUUGUGUUGCAUAGAAUAAAUUAUAUAAAAAAUAUGAAAAUGUUGUUACCGAUUAUUUUCCGUGAUUAUUGGAAUGAAUUAGAAGAUGAGAGGUUAAAAUUGUUAAAAGAAAACAAAGAAUUGCACGACAAAAGAUAUAAUACAAAUCCAUUUACAGUUUAUUUACAACAAAGAGAGAAUGAGGAAAAGAAAGCAAAGGAAAGACAAAUCAAGGAACAGAAUGAGUUAAAGACAAAGAAACCCACUAUUAGUCUUGGUACAAAAUCUUCUACAAACAGUGCUACAUCUGCUACUACUAAACCAUUAAAGAUAGAAUCAGAUACGAGAAAAUUUCCAAAGAAGGUGUGGGAGCAAGCUCCAUUUAUAGAUAUCCCAUCUGAUAUAAGAACAUCCAUUGAACAUUCAAUACGAAAUCAUAUUGAUUGGGUUAAUACCGAUCAAGAUUUGUUAAUCAACAACCCGUCAAUGGCAAAAACUGCAAGCGAAAAGUUGUCAGCACUUGGUUUCAGAGAAUCCCACAUUAAGGAAUCUUUUAAUUACAGCUCAAGGUUUUCCGAAUCUUUAGAAUGGUUGUUGUUUCACAUACCAGAAGAUGAUCUACCUCAAUCUUUUGUGAAGACAGACAAAGACUCUAAAGUGCAAUUGAAAAUUUCACAAAAUUUGGAAAUGGAGUAUUUAAUGAAAAGAAUGGCAAAUUCUGGAUUUGAUCAGGAUGAGAUUCUUGAAGUCUACAAUGCAAAUAAUAACGAUGAACACAAAACGUGCGUUGAACUAACCAAGAUGCUACUACCACAACCACUCGAGUCUCUUGCUGAACCUGAAAGUCAAGAAAUCUGGAAUGAAGAAAUCGAGGGACUUGAAAUGACUGGAAUACCAGUGAAACAUGAAAAGAAUGUAGCCACAAUCAAAUUGGAACACAAUUUCUUAAAUGUCAAAAUAUUCAAGAGCGAAAACUACCCUAACGAAAUUCCUGGUAUUCACAUAGUUGUGUCAAAGAAUGAAUACACAUUGGCAAAUUAUAUCAAAUUGGCCAUUGUUAGAGAGCUAUUGAAAUAUUUAACAGAUCAUAUUGGUCAAUGUAUGAUUUAUACCAUCUUUGAAUGGCUCAACGACCAUGUGAAUAAAAUUAUUGAAAAUCCAGGUCCAUUGAUGACCACAGAAAAAGUUACUAAAAAAGUUGUUGUUAGUCAAAAAGGAAACAAAAAAGAUCACAAUAAAAGUGUAACAUUUAUUAGUGAUAAAGACAUUGAAUUAGUAAAAGAGUCAUAUAAAAAGAGAAAACAUUCUGACGAAUUUAAAGAAAUGUUAAUUCAAAGAAGUAAAUUACCAGCAUUUGCCAAGCAAGAAAGCUUGAUGACAGCUAUCAACUCUGGUCAAGUAACCUUAAUUACAGGAGAAACUGGGUCAGGUAAAUCUACACAAGUUGUCCAAUUCAUUAUGGAUGACUUGUACUCCAAAGGUGAUUUCACAACCAAAAUUAUUUGUACCCAGCCACGUCGUCUUUCUGCUGUGAGUUUGGCAGACAGAAUUUCCAAAGAAAGAGUUGAUGAAGUAGGAAGCGAAACUGGAUACAUUAUUAGAGGAGAAAACAAAACCAGCAGCAACACGAGAAUCACAUUUGCAACAACUGGGGUAUUAUUAAGAAUGCUUCAAUCUUCUAAAAAAAAUGGGGUCUUAAAAAACAUUGGUUAUAUAUUGAUCGAUGAGGUGCACGAAAGAUCUGUGGACGCUGAUUUUUUGUUAAUAUUAUUGAAAAAGAUGAUAAAGAGUAUGCCAAAACUAAAGAUUAUUUUGUUGUCAGCUACAAUUAGUGUUGAUACAUUUAUCAAUUUUUUCGAAAAACCAUUGACACCGUUACACAUUGAAGGACGAACAUAUCCUAUACAAGAUUUUUAUUUAGAUUCGAUUUUAGCUGAGUCAGAAUACAAAUUUCAAAAUUCAGAUGGUGAAUUCAUCACUCCCCUGGCAGAUUCCCAUUUUUACAAAUCAGGGAAUUUGAAUUACGAACUAAUUGCACAUGUAACUCGUUUCAUCGAUAAACGACUCACACAGGAAGCAAAGCAAGAUGGUUCAAUUUUAAUAUUUUUACCCGGGGUUCUUGAAAUCUCUAGUACCAUUAAAGAAAUUAACAAGCUGAGUGACAACAAGUUUAUGGCACUACCACUUCAUUCAGGUUUGACAUCAGCUGAACAGAAAUCUAUAUUUAAGACAGCACCAAAGGGUAAAAGAAAAGUCGUAGUGUCCACAAAUAUUGCCGAAACUUCAAUCACUAUUCCAGAUUGUGUUGCAGUCAUCGAUACUGGUAAAUCGAAAAACCUUUUCUUUGACCAUAAAUUAAACACUACGAAAUUAAUAGAAAGUUGGUGUUCACAAGCUGAAGUUCGUCAAAGAAGAGGUAGAGCUGGGAGAGUUACUGCUGGUACUUGUUACCAUUUGUACACUAAGGAAACAUUUGAAGCAAUGCAAAAGCAACCAAUUCCUGAGAUAAAGAGAACUAGACUUGAAAAUCUUUAUUUGGUAGUAAAAUCAAUGGGUAUUUCUAACGUCAAUGAGUUUUUAUCGAGUGGACUUGAUGCUCCCGAUAAGUCAUCUCUUGAUAAGGCAAAUCAAUUUUUACAUGAAAUCGGAGCUUUACAAGAAAAUAGCCUUACAAAGUUGGGAAAUUAUAUAUCAUACUUGCCUACAGAUCCACAAAGUGCCAAAUUAUUGAUUUUGGGGUGUAUAUUUGGGUGCUUAGAUAUAUGUUUGACUCUAGCAGCUAUAAGUUCUACCGGGAGCCCCUUUAUCAACAGUUAUGAACAAAGAGACAAGUUGAAACAGAUUCAGAAGAAAUUUGGAAAUGGUCAAGGUGACUUUAUUAGUAUGGCAAAUGCAUACAAUGCGUAUAUGAGCAAUAAGUCAAAAAGGUUUUUGACAGAGAAUUAUUUAUCUUACACAACUAUUAAAGACAUCACGUCGACGAGAUCACAAUAUUUGUCUUUGUUAGUAGAACUUGGGUUUGUUAACAGAAAAUUAGACGAUUCUUGUAAUAAGAAUGCCGAGAACUGGCCUUUAAUUCGAGGCAUAAUUGCCGGAGCAUUUUAUCCACAAGUGGCCAGAAUUCAAUACCCUGAUCCAAAAUACUUCAAGUCCAGUUCUGGGUCAAUUGAGAUUGAUCCUGAUGCUCGUCAAAUCAAAUUUUGGAUUAAAAGUGAUGGGGAGUUGCCAGCUGCACGAGUAUUUAUUCACCCCCUGUCAGUUCUUUUCAAUGAUAAUAAUUCGGAUUUCAUUUUGGACGAGAAUUAUAAGGACUUUCUUUCCAAAGUCUCGACUGAUGAUGGUUCCAUAGACUAUGAGAAAGCAAGAGAACAGUACAUGCAAUUAGCUGCUCAAACACCCAAGUCAAAUGUCCCCAUGCUACUCAAAGAUGCGUUUGUUGCAUACCGGUCGUCACAUCACACCACAAAGCUCUAUGUGAGGGAUUUAACACCUACUAGUACUUUUGCCACCUUACUCUUUGGCGGUGACUUUAGUUACGAUUUGAACAUCACCCUCGGUCAAACUUCGCCUGGUAUCGUCAUUGAUAAUUGGUUACCAAUUAGAACCUGGUGUAAGAAUGGGGUUCUAAUCAAACAUUUGAGAAGACUCAUAGAUUCAGUAAUCGACGAGAAAUUAUCUAACCCUGAAUCACCCUUAGAUGAGGAUAUAUUCAAGGUCAUAGAACGAAUUAUAAAUUUAUAG
Messenger RNA from Candida albicans SC5314, 4113 nucleotides. RefSeq names its product putative helicase. Gene Ontology annotation, molecular function: protein binding; ATP binding; RNA binding. Bases 1 to 4113 code for a protein of 1370 amino acids. NCBI's taxonomy places the organism in Eukaryota, Fungi, Ascomycota, Pichiomycetes, Serinales, Debaryomycetaceae. The record is from RefSeq and is a predicted model, not a curated record. The transcript has a single exon. Gene Ontology annotation, cellular component: intracellular anatomical structure.